AUGAGCUACGAGAUACACAUCAAAACCAAGUCCAGCAGCAGUCAUUUGCAUGAUCAGGAUUCACUCACAGACAAAGGUGCAGCUGAGGAAGAGCAUGCGGGAAAUUGUUCUCAUAGCAGCGAUGAAAUAGUUGAAUUCGCGCCCCCUGAUGCCAAAUACGCGUGGUUCAUUGCUGCCGCUUCAUUCUGUAAUAUGGCAUCUGCCAUCGGCAUACAAAACGCCUUUGGGGUAUACCAAGAGUAUUACCUAAACGACCUGUACCGGGACGACUCUGCGGUUGCUAUCUCCUGGAUAUCAACAUUGAGCACAUUCUGCAUGUGCUUCGGGUCAAUUGUGACGGGCAAACUAACCGACAAGUUUGGGUUCCGUAUCACCUGUUUUGCAGGAGCGAUAAUGUGUGGCGUGGCAUUGAUUCUUGCGUCAUUUGCACAUACACUAUGGCAGCUGAUUCUUGCGCAGGGUAUCAUGCUUGGAUUGGGAUCAGCCCUCAUCCUCUCUCCAUCCAUGUCAAUCGUUGCUCAGUGGCAUGUCAAACAUCGGAUUCUGGCAACAGGCAUCGCUGUAUCGGGGUGUGGACUCGGAGGAAUGGUACUGACGGGGGCAGCUCAGAUUAUGAUGGGUAAUAUCGGCUACCGCUGGUCGCUGCGCGUGCUGGGGCUGCUUGUUGCUUCAGUGAGCGGAUCCAUGUCUCUCAUCUAUAAGCGUCGUGUUUCUGCAUCAAGGAACAGUAACACAAAACUUCUCUAUUCCCUAUGCAAAGAUGUGCGAUUCCUAUGUAUUAGUAGUGCCGUUACACUUGUCAACAUGGGAGGCUAUGAGCCGACUCUUUACGUGCCAACAGCUGUUGCCAUGGGGGGUGGGUCUAGGGCAACCUCGUCAGAUAUUGUUUUGAUGCUCAACGCAGGUAUAGCGGCUGGAUGCAUUUUAUCUAGCCCCCUUUCAGCUGUGCUCGGCCCUCUCACUGCCAACAUGCUAUCGAACAUUAUAUCUUUUGUUCUGAUAUUUGUAUUCCUGCAAGGGGUCAAGACAAUUGCAGGCUACUUUGUGUUUAGUGCCAUGUUUGGUGCUUUAUCAUCAAUCUAUCUGGCAAUUAACACGGAUAUUCUGGCGAAAGAAUUCGGCACACAUGUCAUUGCUACAUCAGCUGGGUUGAGCAUGGCGUGCUGUGGGAUUGGCGUGCUUAUUGGAAUUCCAGUGCAGGGCACCCUUUACGAAACCUAUGACCGCCCGCUCAAUAGGUUUACAGCUGUGACUGCAUGGGCUGGCGCAUGCUUUGCGUUAGCAUCUGUGUGCUAUACAGCAUUGCGCAUCAUAGUUGUUCGCAGGACCAAGGUCUCUUUCUUUUCCAAGGUAUGA
Molecule: messenger RNA, 1356 nt
Organism: Linderina pennispora
Lineage: Eukaryota; Fungi; Kickxellomycota; Kickxellomycetes; Kickxellales; Kickxellaceae
Product: MFS general substrate transporter
Exons: 1
Coding region: 1-1356 (451 amino acids)
Biological process (GO): transmembrane transport
Cellular component (GO): fungal-type vacuole membrane
Molecular function (GO): transmembrane transporter activity
Source: RefSeq, a predicted model, not a curated record